AUGGCACAAAGAAGAAGGUCCUUCAGUGUAGGAGAAGCAGUGGAGGAACUUGUGGGACCUGAUGGACAAAAAUGGGCUGAUAUGGAUCCAGAAGAAGGAAUGCUAGUAGCCGCUAAAGCUUACACUCAUAUCUGUCCAGGCCACGGUGAGGGAGAUGUCAGGAGAGAAGCCCAGUCCAUCCUGUAUGAUCCCUACAGUAAAGCCUCAGUAACCUCAGGAAAGCGACCUGCUUUUCCUGCACAACUGCAUUACCCACACAUAGAAAGCAACGCCCCUUCAGAAGCAGUCUCAGAGACCUCCCACAGACUCCGAAAGCCAGUUAUGAAGAGAAAGGUGCUGCGUCGAAAGCCAGGUGGGGAAGUAUUAGUGACAGAUGAGUCGAUGAUCAGUGAAUCAGAGUCUGGCACAGAAAGUGACAUGGAUGUCUGGGACUUAAGACAAAGGCUGAGGAAUCUGCACUUCCAGGAAGACAGGGAAUCUCCAGUUGAUAUUUCACAAAAAUUUAGUCUACCACGUGAAUACCAAGGAAUUUCUCAAGAUCAGCUCAUUUGCUAUCUACGAAGAGAAGAAAUGGGCCCUCCAGCUUAUGAACAAGACCUGAUUGUUGCCAGCCGGCCCAAGUCCUUUAUCCUCCCAAGGCUGGACCAGUUGAGCCGAAACCGGGGCAAGAUAGACCGGGUAGCCCGAUAUUUUGAAUAUAAACGGGACUGGGACUCCAUGCGGUUACCUGGUGAAGAUCAUAGGAAGGAACUACGCUGGGGUAUCCGAGAGCAGAUGCUUUGUCGUGCAGAAGCCCAGUCCAAGCCUCAGCAUAUAUAUGUUCCAAACAAUUACCUCGUGCCAACUGAGAAGAAACGAUCUGCCCUUCGCUGGGGUGUUCGUUGUGACCUUGCAAAUGGUGUGAUGCCCAAGAAACUUCCUUCCUUCCCUCUUUCUCCUUCUUAA
This is a messenger RNA of Rangifer tarandus platyrhynchus (Svalbard reindeer), 945 nucleotides long. NCBI's taxonomy places the organism in Eukaryota, Metazoa, Chordata, Mammalia, Artiodactyla, Cervidae. The record is from the annotation of a GenBank genome assembly.